GCGGCAGAAAAAAAAAAAAUCUGGAAGCUCUGCUUUCUCGGGAUCGAAGCUAUCGCGAAGGAGGAUUUACAUCAAGAACGCUCAGCUAGGCCACUUCGCACCUCCAAUUGUCAAAGGUGCGAUAGAUCUGUGGACAGGAGACCAUUGUCCCAUUCAGAUUGUGGUCGACAGCUGCAACAUUACGGUAAAAGCAAAAGCUUUUUCAGAAACGUGCCAAGCACGAAACGAUCAAUAUGGGCGGCAACAAGGACGCUCUCGCAUUGGCGAAGAGGGAUGAGGAGGUUGAUGAGGAGUUCAGCAUUAAGCCGGAACAGGUCACGCCUGCCCUCGACACAAGCAGCUGGCCGCUUCUUCUCAAGAACUAUGACAAACUGCAUAUUCGGACCGGACACUUCACACCCAUUCCCAAUGGCAGCACGCCCCUCCGCAGGGACAUCAAGUCAUACAUCAGCUCCGGUGUGAUCAACCUCGACAAGCCCUCCAACCCUUCUAGUCACGAAGUUGUUGCGUGGAUCAAGAGGAUCUUGAGGUGUGAGAAGACGGGACACAGUGGCACUCUCGACCCCAAGGUUACAGGAUGUUUGAUUGUGUGCAUUGACCGUGCCACCAGGCUGGUCAAGUCACAGCAGGGAGCAGGAAAGGAGUACGUGUGCGUGAUUCGCCUUCACGACAAGGUUCCUGGCGGCGAACCCGAAUUUGCACGCGCACUCGAGACACUCACGGGUGCCCUUUUCCAGCGCCCGCCGCUCAUCUCGGCCGUCAAGCGCCAGCUGCGUAUCCGUACCAUUCACGAGAGCAAGCUCAUUGAGUUCGACAACGACCGUCACCUCGGUGUUUUCUGGGUCAGCUGUGAGGCUGGAACCUACAUUCGGACUCUGUGUGUCCACCUGGGUCUCAUGCUGGGUGUUGGAGCUCACAUGCAGGAGCUUCGCCGUGUCAGGAGUGGUGCUAUGGACGAGACCAAGGACUUGCACACCCUCCACGACGUCUUGGAUGCCCAGUGGCUGAUGGACAACACCCGCGACGAGUCUUACUUGAGGAAAGUCAUUCAGCCUCUGGAGACGUUGCUCACUACCUACAAGAGGCUUGUGGUCAAGGACAGCGCCGUCAACGCUGUGUGCUAUGGCGCCAAGCUCAUGUUGCCUGGUCUUCUGAGAUAUGAGGCCGAUAUUGAGCUUCACGAGGAGGUCGUUUUGAUGACCACCAAGGGUGAGGCUAUUGCUAUUGGUAUCGCUCAGAUGUCAACAGUUGAGAUCUCAUCUUGCGACCACGGUGUGGUUGCGAAGGUGAAGCGCUGCAUCAUGGAGCGUGACCUGUACCCUCGCCGCUGGGGUCUUGGUCCUGUGGCCGGUGAGAAGAAGAAGCUCAAGGCCGAUGGCAAGCUCGACAAGUUCGGCCGCCCCAACGAGGCGACACCAUCAAAGUGGACCCAGAACUACAAAGACUACUCCGCUCCUGCCCCUGAUGCUGCAGCGCCUGCUGCUGACGAGGCUGCCGCUAGCACGCAGAGCCCCGCCAAGGCUCUUCCCGCUCCUGACGCUGAGCCAGAAGCCGAGGCUGAUGAUGGCAAGAAGCGCAAGUCAAAGCACGAGGGCGAGACAGCAGAGGAGAAGGCUGAACGCAAGCGCAGGAAGAAGGAGAAGAAGGAGAAGAGGGCCUCCAAGGCUGCCGCCGAGGAGGACAGCGACUAAAUCAUCUAAACUAGUCUCUUUCGAAGUUGCUCAACCCAAUUCUCGUUUUCCAGUCAUUGUCUCUCGAUACCUGCCCAAGUGCGUUGCUGGGAAACUUUCAGAUCCUUUGAUGUAAGGCGGGUUUGUCGAGCAUGCUUCAUCAAUUAUGGGCUAGAAAAGUGUACUUGAUCUACAAAAGAAAAGACCCAAGGAUCACAUUCAGGGCUGGGGUUAAUUGGCGUUAGGAUAGUGUUCUUUAUAUGGGUUCUGCAUUUGUCACUGCUGUGUUUUUGAAUUUGAUUCCUGCUUCCCCUUUACUGAUCACUUUACCAUUGUCGCCUUGCAGCACCAGGUCAACCUCGAACAACACUAGUGAAAGCAGAAGUACAUAUUGACAGAAACCCUAUGAGUUGGCACACCAUUUCAUUCGAUCUGGAAUCAUUAAUCAUUAGCGCCACGUCACCUUUUCAGGAGAAGUGAAUGACAGCCAACGUGGUACAGCUGACUCGACUCAAGACAGAGGUAUCUCAGGGUCGCUCUGGCGCCGACACGCCAAAAACUUACUUGCUUACAAUCUGAAUGAAGCUAACCCUCCACUGUUGGGUGGGGACAAGACGGAUAUGUUUAUUACCCCGUGUGCAGAUUACCGCCAUCACUAUAGAUUGG
This is a messenger RNA of Pyricularia grisea, 2336 nucleotides long. RefSeq lists its product as uncharacterized. The coding region runs from base 234 to 1691 and encodes 485 amino acids. Gene Ontology annotation, biological process: mRNA pseudouridine synthesis; box H/ACA sno(s)RNA 3'-end processing; snRNA pseudouridine synthesis. Gene Ontology annotation, molecular function: pseudouridine synthase activity; RNA binding. The record is from RefSeq and is a predicted model, not a curated record. The transcript is spliced from 4 exons. Lineage: Eukaryota; Fungi; Ascomycota; Sordariomycetes; Magnaporthales; Pyriculariaceae. Gene Ontology annotation, cellular component: box H/ACA snoRNP complex.